This is a messenger RNA of Clunio marinus, 1306 nucleotides long. The record is from the annotation of a GenBank genome assembly. Lineage: Eukaryota; Metazoa; Arthropoda; Insecta; Diptera; Chironomidae.
GGUAGUUGCUUCUCAUUCAACGGUUGGCAAACAACUUGUGAACAAAGUCAGGAGAAAAAAGUUUUUAAAACUCAAAAAAAAAACUUUUUGCUCGAUGUUUAAUGAAACAAAUGAGACUUUAGCUACAGUUAACACCAGCUAAGUACACAAACAAAUUAAAAAAGAGAAGCUUUCGUCACUGUCAGGAAAUUACUAAGCCUCAAACGUAGGGUUUUCGAUUGACAACCUCAAUUAAUUGGCAACAAUGGAAUUAAGUUUUAUACCCUCAACAUAUGUUUCAUACCCACUCACAGCAAAUUGGUUCCAAAGCUCAUUUGUAAAUAAACAAACUUGUUUUUUAAUAAAAAAAAUGGCAGCACAGUCAGCAGCUCAUUUAACAACAAGCAAUGUUGACAAGCCAUCAAUAUUUGAGCUUGUCGCAUCCCAUUCUCUUGAUUCAACAUUCUAUCCAGCACUGAAAAGAAUUGCAACAUACUUAGGAACAAUCAACCCAGAACGUUAUGGCAAAAUAUUGAAACAUUAUGAUGAAAUAUUCUUAAUUUUGAAUGGAAUUGUGCAGAAUUAUUAUCUAAAGAAACAUGGUGGUUCAUUAUCGGAAUCGUUUUAUGGCCUUACACGUUACAAUCUGUCAAGUAAACAUUUUUCCAGACGUGAUCAUUUGAUGUCUCUUCUAAUUCUCGUCAUCAUUCCUUAUUUGUCUCGAAAAUUGGAGAUAAAAAUGACAAAACUUAAGGAAAAGUUACAAGAUGAAAUAUCUACUGAAGAUAAAUAUAAAUUGUUGGGACUUUAUAGCUAUCGAUCAAUGAAAGCUUCAUUUGAAUUCGCACAAAUCAUUAAAUACAUUAUGUACCUGUCUGGAUUCUCAUCAACACAUUCAAUUCAGUUAAUGGUCGCACGAAUUGGUUUGAGACAUUCUUCAUAUCAAGAAGAAUCAUUUAAAUUAUCAGAUAUCUUCAGUGGUAACGUUAAAUUGUCAACAAUUCUUAGUUCUCUGAUGCUUCGAGGAUUAGAAUUUGGUGGAUUUUUUUUGCAAUUCAUCCAGUGGUGGCAAGACAGCUCAACAUCUCAAAAAUCAAUUGCUCAACUUCCAAUUCCUGACCCUCCGAUUCUUGAUCAAAUCGCCAACAAGUACAUAAACAUUUGUCCAAUAUGUCUUCAAAAUUUUUUAAUUCCUACAACUUUACAAAUCUCUGGUUACGUUUUCUGUUAUAAAUGUAUAACUAAACAUUUGAAAAAACAUCAGUAUUGUCCUGUUACCAACUAUCCAGCAACAAUGGAUGAUUUGAUAAGAAUAUACGAUAGUUAA